Penicillium manginii is the source of this 1755-nucleotide messenger RNA. RefSeq lists its product as uncharacterized. Lineage: Eukaryota; Fungi; Ascomycota; Eurotiomycetes; Eurotiales; Aspergillaceae. The transcript is spliced from 4 exons. Gene Ontology annotation, molecular function: ubiquitin binding. Gene Ontology annotation, biological process: protein transport; endosome to lysosome transport; protein modification process. Gene Ontology annotation, cellular component: ESCRT I complex. The record is from RefSeq and is a predicted model, not a curated record. Bases 1 to 1755 code for a protein of 584 amino acids.
AUGGCGGUCCCCCAGCGGACCCUCAGCUGGCUCUAUUCAGUCUUGACCAAGGAUCACUAUGACCCUAAGCAGACCUACCACGAUCCCAACCGCACCUAUCACGACAUCGUCAAUGCGCUAGCCCAAUACCCUACGCUCUCGCCUCGAACCGAUGUCUACACUUAUGAGAAUGGCUUCUCGGCCCUGCUCCUCCAUCUGGUAGGCACGCUGCCUGUCGUCUUCCGCGGCUCGACAUAUCGAUUCCCCGUCACGCUUUGGAUCCCGAAUACCUACCCACGAGAGCCCCCGAUCGUUUAUGUCACGCCGACGCAGGAGAUGACCGUCCGGGUUGGGCAACAUGUUACGCUGGAGGGACGGGUGUAUCACCACUACCUGGCGCAUUGGGCCGAGGCAUGGGAUAGAUCAACGACUGCCGAUCUUCUCUCAAUCCUCCGCGAAGUCUUCGCGAAGGAGCCUCCGGUCCGAUAUCGUCAGCAAAUGGCCCCUCAGCCUCAACUGCAAGAGACACAAGCCCCGCCGCCAUUACCACCAUUGCCUCCUGGAAUAGGACCAUCUUCAACGACUAAUCACCAGCCGACCCCAGCCCCUACGGUAAAUACCCCGCCACAGCUACCACCAAAACCUGGGGCAGGGAAUGAAACCCAACAGCGGCCGACACAGCUUUCAGACCGAUAUCAGUCCCCUCCACCUCUUCCUCCACUUCCACCAAAACCACAUGAAUCGGGUCGAGUUGCUCUGCCCGGACAAGCCCAGAUGGCUAGCCCGGGAAAUACAGCACACCACUUCGCUGGACAGCCUUCCAUUUCACAAACCAUGACCCAACCUCCUGUUCAAUCACCACAUAGUAUCGCAACAUAUAACGGAAACAGCAGUGGCCCGAUUAGUCCAGGAGGCCAAUUCCCACCACCACAGCAACAGUUUCCCCAUCAACUCCCACCAGCCCAUGCUCAAGUACCACAAGCUCAGUACUCAGGAUACAAACCUCAUCCACCACGACAUCCAGCACCACCUACCGGACCCCCAUACCCCCAGCAUUCUCCAUACCCACAAGGCUACCAACACCCACCACCCUCCACAGCAGCGCCAAAGACAAAGCAACAAACGCCAGACCUUCUCACCUCACCAUUCGAACUCGAACUCCCGUCCUUCGCGCCCGCAGGACCCGCACCCCCAAUCCCGCCAAACCCAGAGAAAGAUGCCCUCCUCCACGCCGUCUCCAAGACCCUCGCCGAGACCCUACACGCCCACGCCACACAGUCCGAUACAGCGGCGCAAUCUCUCGUCUCCCAGUCACGCUCACUCCACGCAGCAAUGGCCACGCUCCAGGGCGAAGUCUCGAACCUCAAUUCGCUUCACGCUUCUCUCCAGUCAAAUACCGCCAUUCUGCAACAAUCCAUUCACCGCGCCGAUGCUACAAUUGCUGAUGCACAGGUUCGCUCCGCGUCUGCGUCUGCGGCCGUACCUGGCUCGUCAGUUGUGCCAUCUGCCUCAUCUGCGGCGGACCCGCAAUCAGGUCUCCCGCCUAUCGACGAGGUCCUGGUCGCUCCGACCGUUGUAGGCAAACAACUCUACGAUCUCGUCGCAGAAGAGCAGGGACUGCAGCAUGCAUUGUAUGCUCUGCAGGCGGCUCUUGUUCGCGGGGUGAUUGGUGUAGACUCGUGGUCGAGACAUACGCGUGGUUUGGCGCGUGAGGCGUUCCUUAAGCGUGCGCUUAUUCGUAAGAUUGGACUUGGGAUGGGGUUGGAGGAGGCUUGA